AUGGACCAUAGACCACGCCAUGGAGAAGAACUCCCAUGGGCCAAACCCCUCAGCAUUGAUCUCCUGCACAAAGUUCUCAAAGUAACUUUCCUACACCCCUUCGUCGCAUGGAUGAUUCCCCUCUGUAUGCGUGCGCAAGCUAUGCCCUGGCAUCACCAAGCUAUUCAAUACGCAAUCGCCUAUGCAUCACUGCUCACCAUGCUCUUUUUCCUCUCCAUUCUCAAUCGGCAGAUAGCAUACUCCAAAUCUAGAAAGGUGGACUUAUCCGAAGAGGUUAUAGUGAUUACCGGUGGCGCAAGCGGAUUGGGAUUAUUGGUCGCGGAAGUAUAUGGCAUGAGAGGCGCAACGGUAGCAGUGUUAGACAUACGAGAUUUAGAGAGUGGAGAAGCUCGGGGUGUGAGUUAUUACAAAUGCGACGUUGGGAACCGGGAAGAAGUUGCUCGAGUUGCUGUAGAAAUCGAACGAGAUCUUGGAAGCCCUACAAUCCUCAUCAACAACGCAGCGGUCGUAAACGGGAAAAGCCUCCUCGAUCUCUCUAUCGAUGAAAUCGAACACAAUUUCAGAGUGAACCUUUUGGGUAGCUUCUACACCCUCAAAGCCUUCCUCCCAGGCAUCAUUCGUACCGGUCACGGAACCAUCGUGACCAUGUCCAGCGUCCUGGGACACCUAGGGGCCGCCCAACUCAGCGACUAUAGCGCAUCAAAGGCAGCAUUAACCGCACUCCACCACUCUCUAACCGCCGAACUCAAAGCUCACCCCAAUAUCAAAACCGUGCUCGUUGAGCCCGGACAAUUAAGCACCCCGUUAUUUUCCGGAACCGUGACGCCGAAUAGUUUCUUCGCGCCGGUGUUAGAGCCAGUUGAUGUAGCGAGGGAGAUUAUCGCAACGAUCGAUAAGGGGAGUAGUGCGGUGUUGGCGAUGCCGUUGUAUGCAAGGUGGGUGGGGUGGAUGGGAGUGUUGCCUGUGGGGUUGCAGGCGAUGGCGAGGAAGGUUAGUGGGAUUGAUGGGGCGAUGAAGACAUUUGAGGGAAGGAGGAACGGGAGUGAGAAGAAGAAAAUCUUGAUAUAG
Sclerotinia borealis F-4128 is the source of this 1068-nucleotide messenger RNA. The record is from the annotation of a GenBank genome assembly. Lineage: Eukaryota; Fungi; Ascomycota; Leotiomycetes; Helotiales; Sclerotiniaceae.